Messenger RNA from Galeopterus variegatus (Sunda flying lemur), 2067 nucleotides. RefSeq names its product SEC14-like 3 (S. cerevisiae) (gene SEC14L3). Gene Ontology annotation, cellular component: cytoplasm; nuclear speck. NCBI's taxonomy places the organism in Eukaryota, Metazoa, Chordata, Mammalia, Dermoptera, Cynocephalidae. The transcript has 12 exons. The record is from RefSeq and is a predicted model, not a curated record. The coding region runs from base 82 to 1284 and encodes 400 amino acids.
GGCCCCAGCUGGGUCAGGGCUGGCGGACCAGGCUUGAUUCUGCCUGUAGUGGCCACCACUCCUGAAGCCUCAGCCUGCACCAUGAGCGGCCGAGUCGGAGACCUGAGCCCCGUGCAGGCAGAGGCAUUGGCCAAGUUCCGAGAAAAUGUCCAGGACGUGUUGCCUGCCUUGCCCAACCCUGAUGAUUAUUUCCUUCUGCGCUGGCUCCGAGCUCGGAAUUUUGACCUGCAGAAAUCAGAGGCCAUGCUCCGCAAGUACAUGGAGUUCCGGAAGACCAUGGACAUUGACAACAUCCUUGAUUGGCAGCCCCCAGAGGUGAUCCAGAAGUAUAUGCCUGGGGGGCUGUGCGGCUAUGACCGUGAUGGCUGCCCCAUGUGGUAUGACAUCAUCGGGCCACUCGACCCCAAGGGACUGCUCUUCUCAGUCACCAAGCAGGAACUGCUCAAGACCAAGAUGAGAGACUGUGAGCGCAUCCUGCAUGAGUGUGACCUGCAGACAGAGCGGCUGGGGAAGAAGAUCGAGACCAUUGUGAUGAUAUUUGACUGCGAAGGCCUGGGACUGAAGCAUUUCUGGAAACCUCUGGUGGAAGUAUACCAGGAGUUCUUUGGCCUCCUUGAAGAGAAUUACCCAGAGACCUUGAAGUUCAUGCUCAUUGUGAAAGCCACCAAACUGUUCCCUGUGGGUUACAACCUCAUGAAGCCCUUCCUAAGUGAGGACACUCGCAGGAAAAUUAUAGUGUUGGGAAACAACUGGAAGGAAGGUUUGCUGAAAUUCAUCAGUCCUGAGGAACUGCCUGUCCAAUUUGGCGGAACAAUGACUGACCCAGAUGGGAAUCCCAAGUGUAUAACCAAGAUCAACUAUGGUGGGGAGAUCCCCAAGUCCAUGUAUGUGCGGGACCAGGUGAAGACUCAAUACGAGCACUCAGUGCAGAUCAACCGUGGCUCUUCCCACCAGGUGGAAUACGAGAUUCUGUUUCCAGGCUGUGUCCUCAGGUGGCAGUUUUCAUCUGAUGGUGGGGACAUCGGCUUUGGGAUUUUCCUGAAGACCAAGAUGGGGGAGCGGCAGCGGGCAGGGGAGAUGAUGGAGGUGCUGCCCAGCCAACGCUGCAAUGCCCACAUGGUGCCUGAAGACGGGAGCCUCACCUGCUCAGAGGUUGGCGUCUAUGUCCUGCGCUUCGACAACACCUAUAGCUUUGUCCACGCCAAGAAGGUUAGCUUCACAGUGGAAGUGCUGCUCCCCGAUGAGGGCAUGCAGAAAUACGACAAAGAGCUCACUCCUAUCUAGCUGGCUUCCUCCCUUCUCAGACACCCCUAACCCUCUGCUUUCUCUCUAUGUAUCUUGCUCUCCCUCCCUGAAAUAGAUCGUUAGUCCUCCUGACUCUGUCUGUGACUUAGUGAGUACAGAAAGAGCUGUGCUUGGGAAGAUUCAUCUGCUGUGGUCAGAUCAGGAAAGGCAUGAGAGACACAGCCUUGGAGGAUGCAAAGGCUGCAGAAGAGAAAGAAGCAAGGGUAAAAGCAAGAGGCAGAUGUCACUGAAACCCAAGAAAUAGGAAAAUGAAUCCCCCAGCUUUUGUCUUCACCUAUCCUACAGCAUUUGUGAGUGCUUGAAUUCCUUCCCUGUGAUCUGUGAACAACUUGUGUUGAAGAUGCAUCUAAAUCCUUUUGCUUCCACUCCCUAUACAGUAGAUGCUCAGUGUAUACUUGUGGGGUGAGUGGAGGACUAGAAGUUAGGGAGCAGGCAAUUCAUGGGUGCGAAUGACAAGGAGGAUCCUACAUUGGGUGGAUUUCAGAACCUUGGACAGGGGCAGAGGUGUGGAGGGGAUGGACUCUUUCCUGGAGUUUCAGGUGAUCUGGCCCCCAGAUUCCUGGCAAUGGCUGCCUCUUGGAGUCCCCAGGCUGCAAAGGCCAUGUGCCUCUGAUAGGAGAUGCCUACAUCAGGCUUUGUCUAAUUUGGGGUGCUUUUCCUUCCCCAUCCAUCACUCCCACUCUCACCCCCUUCCCUUGGAGCUCACAGUUGUUUUGAGCAAUUAAAGGAAUUUUUCUGGAAGCAAAAGAAGUCACAUCUGGC